This is a messenger RNA of Trifolium pratense (red clover), 2189 nucleotides long. RefSeq lists its product as uncharacterized. Gene Ontology annotation, biological process: regulation of DNA-templated transcription. Bases 423 to 1910 code for a protein of 495 amino acids. NCBI's taxonomy places the organism in Eukaryota, Viridiplantae, Streptophyta, Magnoliopsida, Fabales, Fabaceae. The record is from RefSeq and is a predicted model, not a curated record. Gene Ontology annotation, cellular component: nucleus. The transcript is spliced from 11 exons.
UUCAUUUUCAAAUUAUAUAAAAAUUUCAAUUUUGUUGACAAAUAUCCAAAUUAAUUUUCAAAAUAUUCACCCUUCCCUCCUCCUCAUCAUAGAAGGAGGGAAACCGAAAUUUUGAAACCCAUUUUUUAGACUUAUAGACUAUGAAGCACGGACACUGACACGUUGACACCGAUAAUAAUUUGAAAAAAUGACACAAUUCAAUGUAAUUAUAAGUGUCGGUGUCGUGUCGGUGUUUGACACCGACGCCUAUCCGACACCGAGACACGCCUAAUCCAAGGAGUGUUUAUGAAUAAUCAUUCUUUUUUCCUUAAAAAAAACCCAUUCUUUUCGUAUUCUCGACAUAUCAUUUUUCACUUAACUUCAAAACCCAUUUUGUUAUUCUCUUCUCUCUGAAAACCCUAAAAUCUCUUCUCUUCUCAACAAUGGAAAUUGGUUCUUCUUCGGUGCAAUUGAAUGUGAACGAGGUUGAUGUCAACGGACAGAAAUUGAAUCGGAAAAACAAAUGUGGAGCCCGUGCUGUUAGAAACAGAAUCUAUGAUCCUGAAAAUGGCACAAGUUGUCACCAGUGCCGACAAAAAAGAAAUGUUUUUUGUGCUGCUUGUAAGAAUCCAGUAGCUGGGAAGCCUUGCCUCCUUAAGUUCUGCCACAGCUGCCUCAAGAAUAGAUAUGGAGAAAUAGCACAAGAGGUAGAUCUGUUGAGUGACUGGAUGUGUCCUAAAUGCCGUGGCAUUUGUAACUGCAGUAUCUGCAUGAAACAAAGGGGUCAACAACCCACUGGUCGACUAGUUCGUAAAUCCAAGGCCCGCAGUUUUACCUCUGUUUCUGAAAUGCUAUGUAAGGAGUCUUCUGAAGGCUUGGAACUGAACAAUGCAGCUGAUUUGCCGAUUAAGGAACAUACUUCAGAAAAGGAGCUUGUAGCGGGCCUAUCAGGGGAACCUGAUGGAAUUAAUGCUUUAAAGGAUGAACAUGUGAAAUCCAAAAAAGUGAAGCGGGAAAUUAAGGAAGAAAUUCCUUUUCCCACUUGCACGGAGUUGACAACAAUACUGGACAUCGAGUUCACACAAGAAGAUGUCGGGAAUGUUUUGCAGUUUCUAGAAUUCUGUAGAAUAUUUGAAAAGGCUCUUGAUAUCAAGAAAGAAGAACCCGGAGCUAUUUUAAGGGCUUUGCGAAGUGGACAAAACACCUUAGUGGUUGAGUUCCAAACGAAGCUAUUAAAUUUGAUAGAUUCAGAACUUGAGUCUUCACCCAAAACUGCAAGUGAUGGAAAAAAUUCAUGGCUGAAGGUUCUGGAGGAGUUAACUAUUGCAUCUGAUCUUGUGCUAAAAGACUUUCCGGUUGAUUGGCUUAAAAAAGGCAAUAGUGGAUAUUGCGAUUUGGACAUGUCGAACAAGCUCAGCCUUCUGAACUUUAUCUGCGAUGAAGCUCUGGGCACACCGAAGCUAAGGAAGUAUAUGGAUGAACAAAAUGAAAUAUUUGCUGAAGAAAAGAAAGCAGCAAAAACAAAGGUUGCUGAAGCUAAGGAAAAGGAAAGAAGUCUUAAACAGAAGUUAAAAGAUGAGAUAGCAAAACCUGUGAUAUCAAAUGAGGAUAGCCUCUCAAAUUCAGCACAUGCUGCUCUACUUGCAAAGAUUAAGAGUGAAGCAGCUGAAGCUCGCGCGGAGUUGAUUGGGGCAAAGGGCACAAUGCCUAAACGGAACCAAUGUUGUGAGACAUUGAGAAUUGAGCGUGAGUACUUAAAUAACAAUGGCAAGGCAUUAUGGAAACUAAGAAGCUAUAAUGAUGAUGUUUUCUUGUUACAAGAUGUGAAGAUCAAUGAUGAAGAUGCUUCUGAAGUUGACGAAAAAUGGUUUGUGUAUGCGCCAGAGCAGAAGGAAGAGGUUAACAAGUAUAUUUCUUCUAGGAGAGUUUGAUUACCAAUUACAUGAUAGGGUUAUUUAAAGCUUGUAAAUGUAAGAAGGGUUCCAAUCUUUUGGUGAUGGAGACAAGGGUCCUUAGUUUUCAAUGUAAUUAGUUUCAAUUUGUAGCUGUGGUUUCUAUUAUUUUACUGUAAUUUUUGAAAUAAUUAGGAUGUUGAUUGACCAAAUAUGGAGGUGUAAUGUUUUUCAAUCAACAUUGGUUGCCAUUAAAAUUUUAUUAUAUUGCUGGUUUCUCUUUGCACGAUGAUUCCAUUUUGGCUAGCCAAAAUAUAA